CUUUCGGCCUUCAAGAAAAUGUGAAAUCUCCAUGUUGUGCCGCUUCAAGCUUCGGUCGCUUCUGACCAAACCAACCAGACCAAUCGCUCUCUUAGUUCGGAUCUAAUUCCUGUAAAAAUUAAUCACUUAAUACAAUGGCCCAUCUGAUCAAAACCGAACCUUGUGAUUUAUUCUGUCCUGGGGGCUUGUUCCUCGAUAUUGAUUCAGCUCAUGCGUCGUUUAUUUCGUUGAUAUCGCCCAAAACUUAUUCUGAAGCGGAAAGGGUUUCGUGUUUUUCAUGGGGACGCAGAAGAACGGUGAGUUUCGAAAUAUUUAGGCGGGAAAGGAGAGCUUCGGGCACAGUGGGUGGGGGGUUUUUGUCGUUGAGCUUGUCCAUAAACGGAAGCGAAGGGGAUCAGAGCUAUGUUCGAGAAUCGCAAGAAAUUCUGGGCCAGCAUGAGGGUAAAAUUUCGGACAGGUCCGAUGGAUGUAAAGAGAAGGAGAAUGUUCAGAUGAAGGGAGCGGGUGCUAUGAAUGUGACUAGGCAUCUGUGGGCGGGAGCUGUGGCUGCUAUGGUUUCAAGGACAUUUGUAGCGCCUCUUGAGAGACUUAAGCUGGAAUACAUAGUUCGUGGUGAACAGAAAAACCUAUUUGAGCUCAUUAAGGAAAUUGCAACUUCUCAAGGGUUGAAAGGCUUCUGGAAAGGGAAUUUCGUAAAUAUUCUACGGACAGCACCCUUUAAAGCUAUAAAUUUUUAUGCUUAUGAUACUUAUAGAAAUCAUCUGUUAAGGAUUUCUGGAAACGAAGAAACCACAAAUUUUGAGAGAUUUGUUGCGGGUGCUGCUGCAGGGAUUACAGCUACCUUGCUCUGCCUACCUAUGGACACUAUCAGGACGGUAAUGGUUGCACCUGGUGGUGAGGCCUUGGGAGGUGUGGUUGGUGCCUUCCGGCACAUGAUAAGAACUGAAGGCUUCUUUUCUCUCUACAAGGGUUUGGUACCCUCCAUUGUCAGCAUGGCACCUUCCGGUGCCGUAUUUUAUGGUGUUUAUGACAUAUUAAAGUCGGCAUAUCUGCAUUCACCUGAAGGAAGGAAAAGGAUCCAACAUAUGAAAGAACAAGCUCAAGAGCUCAAUGCUUUGGAACAAUUGGAAUUGGGACCCAUUAGAACUCUAAUAUAUGGUGCUAUUGCUGGUUGUGCAGCUGAAGCUGCUACAUAUCCCUUUGAAGUUGUUAGAAGACAGCUUCAAAUGCAAGUUCGGGCAACAAGAAUGAAUGCACUGGCAACUUGUGUCAAGAUUGUUGAACAGGGUGGUGUUCCAGCUCUCUAUGCUGGAUUGAUUCCCAGCUUGUUGCAGGUAUGAUCUGUGUUCCUGAUUUUAUCUUUUGAAAAAUACACGUCAAAUUUCAGUCCAUUGGUAAAAUAAGAACUGGACACAUUGUGAUUUUUUUUCCCCCCUCUCUCCCUUUGGGGUUAACUGAGGGCAGUUACUCUAGUUAUGUAGCUCUUGUUUGAACCUGCACAUCGUAGGCAAUAAGGUCAGGCAACAGCAGAGUUUGGUUUAAAAAUGAGUUUUCAAACUGACAUGAACAGAUGUGUUUUUGAGAAUUCUAAGGCUCCUUAGUUAUUUUGACACCUUUUGGAUUUGCUCAUGAACUUCGCAAACGUCUGAAACUAAUUGGCUUACUGUUCUAAAGUGAUAUUCACUGAUAGAAGUAUUGAU
This is a messenger RNA of Neltuma alba, 1700 nucleotides long. Its product is annotated as probable mitochondrial adenine nucleotide transporter BTL3. The transcript has 3 exons. The record is from RefSeq and is a predicted model, not a curated record. Lineage: Eukaryota; Viridiplantae; Streptophyta; Magnoliopsida; Fabales; Fabaceae. The coding region runs from base 135 to 1340 and encodes 401 amino acids. Gene Ontology annotation, biological process: transmembrane transport.